Messenger RNA from Dentiscutata erythropus, 571 nucleotides. The record is from the annotation of a GenBank genome assembly. Lineage: Eukaryota; Fungi; Glomeromycota; Glomeromycetes; Diversisporales; Gigasporaceae.
AUGUGCUCUCUUACUAGCAAGACGAAUCUUAUCAUCUCCGAUAAGUUGAAAGUUUCUAAUAAAAUAGGUACUAAGGCAUCUAAUGAAGCUGAUGCAAUUACAAUCAGAGAAAAUCAUACCAUUACACCCGGAGAGAUUGGCAUUAACUCUCUCAAUAUGAUAGAUUUCAAUUAUUCUGCCAAAAUGGUGAUGAUCAAUAUCAAUACCCUCAAUGAACAUGAUAUAUUACCCUUUUUAUGGACUCUUCUUAGAAAGCCACUUGAUAAGAAUCUACUUAUGUGGCUUGGGGAGAAAGGAGCUAUAUUUUAUCAUUACGAAAUUAAAGUCACAAAUAACGAAUUUGAUCAAUUAAUUCUGCAUAAAUAUAUUGCAAAAGAUGGUACAUUACAUCAACUUGAGAUGUUGUUUGGUUAUUUCUGGGAUUUUUAUGAUCCAAAAAUAGUAAAUGAGGCUCUGAAAUAUGCAAAAGGCAAAAAGCAAUCAUGUCUUAAGAAAUUAAGUAAAAAAUUUGAUGAAAGGAAGUUGAAACUUAAAGAUCAUCUUGAUGAAUUAGUCAUACCUUUGUUAUCAA